CGAUCUGACUGUCAUCGUCGCCGAUCAAAAUUUUGGUUCUCGUUCGCCGCACACCGCCGCAAUUUUUCCUGGUAAAUUCCGUUUUGCUACGGUGAUAAAUUAGUUCCGAAAAGUGCGCCCGCCGCUCGAGCAGGUACCAGCUUCCGAACCCCACGAUGAGUGACAUCGAGGCCAAAUUCUUCGUGAGGGCGUUCCUGCGCUUCCUGAACGCCCAGCUGGAGCAGCCCAACUUUAGCUCAGAUUCCCGCGAGUCGCUCGAGGUGGCCAUCCAGUGUCUGGAGAAUGUGUACGAAAUUCCGCCGGCGGCUGGCGGUGCAGGGGAAUCGGCGCCCGCGGACGACGACGAGGCCAACCCGCUGAACCACAUUGACCUGUUUGAGGUUUACCGGAGUGCAUUUACCAACGUUUCGACGGAACGGAAGGCGGAAGCGGAAACGCUCAAGAACGAGGGCAACCGGCUCAUGAAGGAGGAAAAGUACCAGGAGGCACUCAACACGUACGGCAGAGCCAUCAGCCUGGACGCCACCAAUCCGGUGUUUUACUGUAACCGUGCCGCGGCCUACAGCCGGCUCGGUGACUACCAGCGUGCCGCCGACGACUGCCGGAUGUCGCUGCGGUACGAUCCGAACUACAGCAAAGCGUACGGCCGCCUAGGGUUGGCCUACUCCAAGAUGAACAAGAACGAGCAGGCACUCGAGGCGUACCAGAGCGCCCUGCGGAUCGAACCGGACAACCAGGACUACAAGAACAACAUGAGCGUGACCCAGCAACGGUUGGAGGAGCUACGAGCUGCCCCCGGGGGAGCCGGUGCCGUUGCCGGGGCAGGACCUGCCGCUGCAGCAGCAGCCGCGGCCGCCGCCGGAGGAAUGCCGAAUCUGGGCGCUGGAGGACUCGGCGGAAUCGACUUUGCUGCCGCCCUCAACAACCCCGCAUUGGUCAACAUGGCCACCCGAAUGAUGAGCGACCCGUCGAUCCAAAACAUGUUGGGCCAACUGUCCGGCAUGAACAACGUGGACGCCCUCCUCGAGACGGGCCGCCAGCUGGCCAUGCAGAUGAGCUCGCAGAAUCCGGACGUGUUUGCGAACGUGAUCCGGCAGAUGGAGCAGAGCGGUGUGACCCCGCCCGGCGCCGGACCGGCCUCGGAAAACCCCGACGACAACAACCAGCCCCCGCCGGCGGCGGAUUCUUAAGUGGCCAAAACGAAACAGAAAAACAAACAUCCGCACGCCACCCGCACUGUUGUUGUAGGCUUGCUGAAACCCUUAAGGUUUUGUUUUUUUUUUUCGAUUUUAAAACUUUUGCUAUGUUAAUUUAUUCGAAGUAAUUUAACCGAUUUGUGUGAAGAGAACGGACCUAGAAAUUGUGCGGCGAGAAUAGAGUUAUUUUAAACGAGUGGGUGGCGUGGCCAACGGAUAGAGGAUUCCCUUUUGUGGCGAGGACACCAACAAGUGUGGCAAUGAUUCAGCAAAAUUGACGAUUUUUCGUUUAAAUACAUAGCAAUGAAGUCAAUAAAUCUUAUCCAACGGAAAUAAA
This is a messenger RNA of Culex pipiens pallens (northern house mosquito), 1533 nucleotides long. It is a transcript of the gene Sgt, whose product is annotated as small glutamine-rich tetratricopeptide repeat-containing protein alpha. Lineage: Eukaryota; Metazoa; Arthropoda; Insecta; Diptera; Culicidae. Gene Ontology annotation, biological process: post-translational protein targeting to endoplasmic reticulum membrane. The coding region runs from base 156 to 1190 and encodes 344 amino acids. The transcript is spliced from 3 exons. Gene Ontology annotation, molecular function: protein binding; molecular adaptor activity. The record is from RefSeq and is a predicted model, not a curated record. Gene Ontology annotation, cellular component: membrane; TRC complex.